ACAUAUCAUGUCUGUGAAUUUGAGGGAUUCCAAAUAUAUUGCUCCUCAGCUAAAAUAUAAUUUAUUCACGUUUUAAAGGAAACCAUUUUGAGUUCCAUUUAAACCAGCAGAGGGGGUUGUGAUUCACAACCAAACCAGACAAAGGGAGAGAGGGAAAGAAAGAAGAGAGAGAGAGACAGAGUCCGAGACUAGAGGCCACUCAAGGAGUGGAGGAAUUCAUCCAUUACGUACUUGGUAUUUUAAGGGGGUGUUUUAAAUAUCUAUUUCCCCCCUGUUGCUAUCCACCCUAUUACAAGUGAUAGAUCCACAGGCUCUGGUUCUGGACACUGGGCAGACCAGACACAACAUCCACAGCAUAACAAAGGAGGACUAAGGACAUUUACAGUCUAGCUCAAUGUCUCUGUUAUGGAUAGUGAUACUACCAGUAACAGCCUUUGCAUUUCACGUGGAGCUAAAACCAAAGAGUGCUUUUUUCAGAGUUGGUGAUAGGCAGCAACUGCGAUGCUCCGUGAAGGAUUGUAACGAAAAGGUUACUAUCUCCUGGGCUUUGCUGGGGGAUAAGCCCAUGUUUGCUAAAAUACACACCUCAGGGUCAGAAUCCGUGGCGGACUUUGACCCUGUGAUGACAGUACAUGAUGACACACUUCUCUGCAAAGUCAGUUGCGGAGCAUUGACGAAACAACAGCGUGCGGUUGUCAAAGUGUACUCAUUUCCAGAGGCUCCUGUCAUAUCAGGCUACGACCAUCUUCUCUUGGGCCAGACCAACACUCUGACAUGUGAGGUGACAGACGCUUAUCCCGCGGAGUACCUGCGGCUUGAGUGGCUGCGAGGAGACAGGAUGCUCCAGACAAACGCAGAGUCGGUUGUAUCUACCUACAGGUUCACGCCCACCUCAGAGGACAAAGAGGCAAGCAUCACAUGCAGAGCCUCUCACGAUCAGGAUGGUGUGCCUGAUGAUGAAAAGACCAAGGAAACCACUGUCUCUCUCACAGUGCUUUAUGCGCCACAGAAUAUGUCAAUAUCUGAGGCGACUGCUGUGAGAGUUGGCUCCAGUCUCACAUUGUCGUGCCAUGCUGAAGGGAACCCCAGACCAGAUACACAGUGGAAGGCCUUUGGUCCAGAUGGACAGGCUGUUAUAGUGGGGCAGAGCGAAGAGCUUGUCCUUACAGAGAUUACACUGGUGGAUUCUGGUCAAUAUGAGUGUGUGGCAAGCAACACCGUUGGAAACAUCACAGCCAGCGUGAAUGUCAUUGUUCAAGCUCCCCCAACCAACACCACCAUCACAGUGAGCCCAGCCAGUGAUGUGAAGGAAGGGGAGAGCGUGAUGGUGUCCUGCCUGUCAGACGGAGCUCCGGUGGGACGUAUGGUGCUGAGGAGACUCUCUGAGGACCAGGAUGUAGAACUCCAGUCCAGCAACGGCUCUUCCACCUCCUUCACCCUCUCCUCUGCCCUGCUAGCAGACUCUGCUCUCUACCAGUGCGAGGCCUUCAAUGAACACGGCAGUCAGAAAGUCAGCGCCUUGCUCUCCGUUGAAGCGUAUCCCCUGGAGGUGACGAUUGAUGUGGGGGUGACGGCUGAGAUGGGAUCCAACCUGGUGCUCUCCUGCCGGGCUUCGGGCUGUCCCCAGCCAGCCUUCCACUGGAGGAGCAUGCUGGACAUGCCCGUCGAUAGCCGUGCACACACCCAGGACUCCCUCUCCCAGCUCCACCUGGGCCCACUUGGGCUGGCCAACGAGCAAGCCUACACCUGUGAGGCCAAGUGUGGCUCUGUCAUCAAGGCCAAGCACACUGAGGUCAAGGUCUUCUCUUUCCCCUCGGACCCUAUCAUCGAGAACACUGGCCCCUUUCUGGAACACAGGGUAGCCACUUUUUAUUGUUCGGUAGCCGACGUCUACCCAGCCAGUCACCUGCAGAUCCAGUGGCUCGAUGGGGAAAUCGAGCUACACUCCGAGGUGGGUCAGUACUCCAGUGAGCUCCAGAAUGUGACGUCAACGCUAUCUUUCUCGGUUGGACCGGAGGACCAGGGCAGACAGAUCACCUGCAGAGUCAGUCUUCAGAUGGACGAAGUCCCUCAGAGUGGGAGAGAGAGACAGGCGGUGACUGGACUGGAGCUCCACUAUGCCCCCAGGGGAACCACCAUCAAAGUGAGCCCAGCCAGUGAGGUAAAGGAAGGGGAGAGCGUGUCGGUGUCCUGCCUGUCAGACGGAGCUCCGGUGGGACGUAUGGUGCUGAGGAGACUCUCUGAGGACCAGGAUGUAGAACUCCAGUCUAGCAGCGGCUCUUCCACCUCCUUCACCCUCUCCUCUGCCCUGCUAGCAGACUCUGCUCUCUACCAGUGUGAGGCCUUCAAUGAGCACGGCAGCCAGAGAGCUAACACACACAUUACAGUUAAAGCACCUCCUAGGAACACAACAGUCAUGAUAUAUCCAUCCGCUGAGGUGCAGGAGGGCCAAAAUGUCACCAUCUGCUGUCGCUCUGUUAGUUUCCCCCCACCUGCUGUGGUUUUAAGGAAACUGGAUAAUGGCACAGAGCUCUACUCCCCGGAUGGGAACUUCCUGCUGGUGAACCUUACUCCCAACGAUACAGGCCUAUACCAGGUGAAUGUUACCAAUGACCUGGGUUACGAGACCGAGAUCUUCAGCAUCAACGUCAUAGAGAAUCACUCCAGUACUUCACCGGACUGGAACCAGAUAGUCAUUCCUGCUGUCUGCGUGGGUAUCAUGGUGACCACCAUGGGCCUAGUCCUGGACCACCUGAGGAGAGCCAGGAGGAAGGGCUUCUAUGAGCUGGCCAAGUGUAAGCCCGGCUCUGCAUAGACUAGAGGAGUCUAAAACCUGCAGGCCGUGAGCCAGAUUAUGGCCCCCACUUGUGCUACCAACAUGACCAUUUACUGUAUGUGUAUCACGUAGGUGAGUGUUUUGUGCAGCCGUGCAAAAAUGUUUCCUCAGGCAAAAUGACUCACCUGGCAUACCAAGGGACAGACUCACCUAGAGUGGAGAGGGAACAGACGAGAGGUUUGCCCAUUGUCCAGUGUCCAGGUCUCCGUUGAAGGACAAGGCCGUAUGACCUUUUGGAUGUUACUAGAAGAGGAAAAAAGAAGUACCUUUAAGGAUGUGUUGUCUUCUGGAUGUGUGUGUAUGUGUGAACCAUUGACUUGCAUAUCCGUUGAGCCUUAGGUUCCCAUUUAUAUUAAACCUAAGCUAUAAGUCAGUAAAAGGUGUAAUAAUUGAACUGUCUGCAUCUCACUAUCAUUUGCUCCUUCAUCACUUCUUUAUCACUUCUUGGCAGCUUUUGUUAAACCCAUUGAUGUCUAAGUGUCAAAACUAUUGGAUGAAUGCAAUAUGUUACAUGUAUUAAACAAAAUCCUCCAAUUUGUAAUUGGCUGUGAUAAAAAGUU
Coregonus clupeaformis (lake whitefish) is the source of this 3396-nucleotide messenger RNA. Its product is annotated as vascular cell adhesion protein 1. The transcript is spliced from 10 exons. The record is from RefSeq and is a predicted model, not a curated record. Bases 395 to 2815 code for a protein of 806 amino acids. Gene Ontology annotation, molecular function: integrin binding. Gene Ontology annotation, biological process: cell-cell adhesion. Gene Ontology annotation, cellular component: membrane. Lineage: Eukaryota; Metazoa; Chordata; Actinopteri; Salmoniformes; Salmonidae.